This is a messenger RNA of Acanthosepion pharaonis, 768 nucleotides long. NCBI's taxonomy places the organism in Eukaryota, Metazoa, Mollusca, Cephalopoda, Sepiida, Sepiidae. The record is from the annotation of a GenBank genome assembly.
AUGCUCUCGAAAAUAACACUUCUGAUUAUUGUAAUUGAUGCUGAUAAACGGCCUCAGGGAGAGCACGAACGUCGUUACAAUGCUCCCGCAAGUAAUGAAGUUUCCGUCAUUGUCAGCGGUGAUCAGUACAACAGACGUGACAUUGUUAUCGAAUCACGCGGCAGUGGGCUCCGGAGAAUCAGUGAAACACACCGGUCCUACGAUGCACUGCAAUACCCACUUCUCUUCCCUUACGGAGAAGAUGGGUACCACUUUGGCAUUCUGCAAAAUGGAUCCACCUUAAAAACAGUGUCUUGCAGGGCUUUCUACGCCUACCUAUUCAUGGUACAUGAGGAUGCAUUCAAUCAUCUUAAUCGAAGUCGGCAACUUUUCCAUCAAUUCAUAGUAGACAUGGCUGCUAAGAUGGAACCCGAAAGACUCUGUUACAUCAGAUUGAAUCAGACCAAGUUUCGCUGCGACUCUUACAUUCACCUCCGUGAUGCUUUACGAAAUGACGCUGAUCCACGCAAUAUAGGCAAGAUGUGCAUACUACCUGGAACGUUCACAGGUAGUCCACAAUACAUGCACGCGAGGAUGCAAGACGUGAUGACAUACGUUCGUAAGUGCGGCCGACCAGACCUAUUCAUAACUUUCACGUGUAACCCAAAAUGGUACGCAAUUGCUAAAGAACUUAUGCCAGGGCAAUCGGCCUACGACCGUCCAGACGUCAUUGCGCGUGUUUACCAUCUGAAGUUGGGAAAGCUAAUGGAUGUCAUUACAAAGGGCUAG